CCGGGGCCUUGGCGGUCGUGAGGCCUUGGGAGUCUGAGGUUCCGGGCGUCGGGAGUUCUGGGGGCUGAGACUGGGGCGUCUGAGGCCUGGGUGGUCCUGGGCCUUGGGAGUCUGGGGGCUUGGGUCUGAGGGCCGGGGCACCUUGGGCUUCUGAGGCUGUUGGGGUCUGGGCGGUAGGGUCUGGAUGCCCUGCUCCUGGGGGGAUUUGAGGCCUUGAAGUCUGGGAGUCCGAGGCCUCGGAAGCUUGAGGUGCUGGGCACGGGGGCCUGAGGAGCUUGGGUCUGGGUGUCCCGGGCCUGAGCACUGUUUUCCUGGUGGUUUCCAUCGAGAGGCUUUUGUUUACCGGGGUUGUUGCAGGCUGAGGCAUUGCCAAGGCCUGCUGUGGAGCCCUGAGGGGGAGUGAAGCCAGACCUGCCAGGAAGGGGGGGUUUGGGGAUGGUUUGGGUCUCGGUGUGUAAAGAGACAGGGCGUAAAGCAGGGAGUGGGCCCCCUCCGGGGAUGGGAAGGGGGCUCAGGCCUUUGUACAUCCACUUCUGAGCAGCUUCUUAGAAGAGACUAGGAGACCCUGAUGGGAGAAGGAUCCCUCAGGCACUGCCCAGUUGCCAGGGCACUGGGUCAGAGCAGUGAGGAGACAGCUGUGAGUGUCGGGCACAGUGAGGAGCCCACCUGGAGCCUCUCCAGGCCCCGUGCUCAGGGUUAUUUGGCACGUGGAGCCACGGAGGAAGGUGGUUUGUCCCGUUUGGAAUUGGUUACAGCUCCAUGUGCAGCAUUUGUAGGAGCCAGCGGGGAGCAGAGCGUGUGAGUUUCCUGUCUGGGUGUGCUCCCUGUGCCCUCACUCUUGUCUCUGCUGUGCCCCCAGGGCCUCCUCUCCCCUCCAGCAUGAGGAGCAGCCGCAGCAGCUCCUCCGUGCCGGGCGCUGGUGCUGCCGGGCUGGAUCUGAGCCUGACGGGGCUCCCGGUGCCGGUGUCCCGGCGUCCCGGCAGUGCCUCUCCCACCAAGCACCUGGCGCGCUCCGUCUCGGUCACCGCCGAUGGCAAAGCCAAGAGGAACACUCCGGAGGACGUGGGGUCCCGGGCCAUGAACAACCUCCGGAGGUCUAGCAGCACCACCCAGGUUCACCAGCGGGUGAACAGUGUCUGCAGCCCAGAGCAGACUGGAGACUUCCUGAGCUUCUUUGAGAGCAGUUCUGGGGGGAGAAAGAAGCCAGCAGGUCUGAGCAAAACUUCCCAGGAGAAGAAAACCACGUGGAACAUCUUGGAUGACCAGCCACGGGCAUUCCUGGGCCCCUCUGGCUCCAGCUGUGCUGAGCCACCAGUGGGAAUGAGGAGGAAAGAAGCCACUGUGCUCCUGGCAGCCAACUUCACUGCCAACAACAGGAGCAACAAGGGCGCAGUGGGCAACUGUGUCACCACCAUGGUGCACAACAACUACUGCACCGAGAAGGGCCCCGCGCCCAAGAGCUCCAACCAGGCGCCCAGCUCCCUCAACAACGUCAUCAAAGCCACCUCGAAUGAGGAGGGUGAGAGCAGCAGCUUGGUGAAGUCGCAGAAGAAUUUCUCCAGCAACAACAUCAUGACCUGCAACAACAACAGCAGCAGCAGGAGCAGCCUGCCCAGGAGGAACGAGGUGACUGAGGAGGAGGCAGAGAGGUUCAUCCAGCAGGUGAACCUGGCCGCCCUCACCAUCCAGCGCUGGUACCGGCGGCACGCGCAGCGGCGCAGGGCGGCAGCGGCGGCGCUGGGGCGCUUGUUGGCUUCCAAAAGGGAGGAAAGGCAGCAGCGGAUGGAGGAAGGGAAUAUCCUGGAUUUGCAGGAGAGGAAGGACGAGGAACGCCGGAAGAUCCGAGAGGAGAAGGCACGUCAGGCCCGACGUGCUGCCAUCCAGGAACUGCAUCAGAAAAGGGCCCAAAAGGCUUUGGACUCAAAGCACUUGGCAGAAGAAGAGCUUGUGCUGGUGAAGGAGAGCAGAAGGGUAGCAAAGAAGAAGCCUGCCAAACCCACCUCUGCCAGGAACGCCAGUCCAGCCAGCAGUGUCACCAAAGCCAAUAACACGGAGGCCAAUUUCCAAUCGGUAGCUGUGGAGCCAGAAGAAAACAGCCUGGCAGAGCUGGGCUCUGUGGCCUCCCGGGACCCUGGGGCAGAGGACACGCUGCAGGAUGUGAGCUCCAGAGAGACGGGCGGCGAGGAUCUGGAGACAGUGGUGACAGCUGCCAGCAGGGCACAGCCCAAGGGGACGCUCAACGAGCUGCUGGACACGCUCCGGCUGCUGGAGGAAGAGCCAGAGCUGCUGCCCCCACCAAAGCUCCUGAAGGACAGAUAUGCCUGGGCAGAGGGGCAGGAGCCCAGUUCCAAUUCCCUGACUGCUGAUAACUUGGAGAAGUUUGGGAAGCUGAACCACUCUCCGGGGGUCCCUGAGGAUGGGGCCCUGCUCUCAGAGGCCAAGCUCCAAAGCAUCAUCAGUUUCCUGGAUGAAAUGGAGAAGUCAGAACAGGAGAGGCCCAGGUCAGCUGCCUCGGCCACGCAGCGGGAGGGUCUCCUCUCGGAAGAGGAGCUGGCUCACCUGGAGCAGGCAUCGGCUGUUGCCACGGAGGUGACGAGCUCCAUCAUGAGGCUGAAGCUGGAAGUGGAGGAGAAGAAGCGAGCCAUCAGCCUGCUGCAGACUGCCCUGGCUCAGCAGAGAGAGCUGUCACUCCGGCACGUCAAACAGACUGAGAAGGAGCUGAGCCACCAGCUCAGGCUGCAGAGGGAGCAAUAUGAGGCAGCCAUCCAGAGGCAUCUGACCUUCAUCGACCAGCUCAUCGAUGAUAAGAAGGUGCUGAGUGAGAAGUGUGAGGCUGUGGUAGCUGAGCUCAAACAAGUGGACCAGAAGUAUGGCAAGAAGAUCACGCAGAUGCAGGAGCAGCAUGAGCUGGUCUGGCGCACUUUGGGCCCCUUUUGUGAGGAGAUUAAGAAGCUGAAGGAAGUGAUGACAGCGACCGAGAAAAUCCGGCGGGAAAAGUGGAUUGAUGAGAAAACCAAAAAGAUCAAAGAAAUCACCGUGAAAGGGCUGGAGCCAGAGAUCCAGAAGCUGAUUGCCAAGCACAAGCAGGACAUCAAGAAGCUGAAGAUGCUGCACGAGGCCGAGCUGCUGCAGUCGGACGAGCGGGCAGCGCAGCGCUACUGCCGGCAGGCUGAGGAGCUGCGGGGCCUGCUGGAGCGGGAGAGGGAGGAGCAGAGCCAGCGGGACCGGGAGCUGGCCCGGCAGCGGUGUGAGCAGCAGCGGGAGCAGGAGGAGCAGGAGCUGCAGCAGCAGCGACGCCGGCUCUACGCCGAGGUGGCCGAGGAGAAGGAGCGGCUCAGCCAGCAGGCGGCCAGGCAGAGAGCGGAGGCGGAGGAGCUGCGGCGGCAGCUGGAGGCCAGCAGCUCGGCUGUCACCAGGGCGCUGAAGGAGGAGUACGCCAAGGAGAAGGAGGAGCAGGAGAGGCGGCAUCAGGCAGAAGUGAAGGUGCUGAAAGACCGGCUGGAGAUGGAGAAGCAGGCCUGGGAGGCAAACUACAUGAAGAAGGAGGAAGCCUGGCUGCUGUCCCGGGAGCGGGAGCUGCGGGAGGAGGUGAGGAAGGAGAGAGACAAAGAGAUCGAGUUGGUGAUCCAGCGCCUGGAGGCUGACAUGUCCUUGGCCAAGGAGGAGUGCGAGAGGGCAGCGGAGAACAGGAUUAAGAGGAUCCGAGACAAGUACGAGGUAGAGCUCCAGGAGCUGGAGAGGUCGGAGCGCAAGCUGCAGGAUCGCUGCAACGAGCUGAAGGGGCGGCUGGCAGAGCUGGAAGGGGAGAGCGUCCGUCUGCAGGGCCUGCUGAAGCACAAGGAGCAGGAGGUGGAGGAGAUCCAGAAGGUGAGGGACGAGCUGGCCCAGGAGCGGAGCAGCCUGACGGAAGUGAUCCGGCAGGAGUUUGCUGACAGGCUGGUGGGCACCGAGGAGGAGAACAAGCAGCUAAAGGCAGAGAUGGCAGAGAUGAGAGCCCGGCAGCGCCUGGAGCUGGACAGGAUACUGAGGGAGAAGGACCAGGAGCUGGAGGAGGUUCACAGAAGGGUGAAGACAGCGGUGGUAAGGAAGGCAGAGAGUGUGAGCAGCCUUCGGAAGCACUAUGAAGCGGCCGUGCAGCGCGCCGACCGCCUGGAAGCCCUCCUGAAGCAACAGCAAAAGCAGCUGCUGGCCACCAAAUAACCAGUCAGGGCUGGGGGGGCUCUGGGGUGCCCUCCAGACCCCACUCGGGGGGAGCAGACACCCGUGGGUGUGGGGCUGGGCUCUCCCUUCCUUCCGUCCUCGUUUUCCACAGCCUGGUCCCUGUGCUGUGAGCCCUGCCAGAGUGCCUGGCUGGCCUCAGAUGUUUGGUGUUUUAGCAAUAAACCUGCGUUGGUUUCUA
Apus apus (common swift) is the source of this 4399-nucleotide messenger RNA. It is a transcript of the gene CEP131, whose product is annotated as centrosomal protein 131. Gene Ontology annotation, cellular component: centriolar satellite. Gene Ontology annotation, biological process: intraciliary transport involved in cilium assembly; cilium assembly; regulation of centrosome duplication. The transcript has 26 exons. Bases 760 to 4200 code for a protein of 1146 amino acids. Lineage: Eukaryota; Metazoa; Chordata; Aves; Apodiformes; Apodidae. The record is from RefSeq and is a predicted model, not a curated record.